Messenger RNA from Fusarium graminearum PH-1, 1926 nucleotides. RefSeq lists its product as uncharacterized. Gene Ontology annotation, molecular function: mRNA binding. The transcript is spliced from 3 exons. Lineage: Eukaryota; Fungi; Ascomycota; Sordariomycetes; Hypocreales; Nectriaceae. Gene Ontology annotation, cellular component: cytoplasm; nucleolus. The record is from RefSeq and is a predicted model, not a curated record. Bases 1 to 1926 code for a protein of 641 amino acids. Gene Ontology annotation, biological process: nuclear-transcribed mRNA catabolic process, nonsense-mediated decay; positive regulation of translation.
AUGUCAGCCCAAGCACCACAGGUCUUGUCUAGACGAGCAAAUGGGGGCUCCCAAACAUCAGCAAAUCAGAAUUCCGAAUCAACAAAGCCUGCGAAUGAAAGCGAGACUCCCAAACCCACCAAAACUAAGGCUCAUAAUGAGGGCGAGAAACUCACGAUACGCCGUUUGCCUCCUGGAAUGACCGAGGCAGAAUUUGCAUCCAUACUUGGAAGUGAAUGGGAAGUGGGCAAAGGCAAGGUUGAUUGGUUUUGUUUUGCGGAAGGAAAGAUCUCCACAGACCCCUCGAAACCUUCUCGGCCAGGUCGCGCUUACGUUCAUGUGAUGAGAAAGGAUGAUAUCCUACCAUUGAGCGAAGCAGUACGGAAUGCCGUCUGGGAAGAUGCAAAAGCGUCAUUCAACAGCCCGUCUCUGAUCGGCCCCCCCGGACUUGAUAUUGCCAUUUAUAAAAAGGUCCCGAGCGCUAAAAAACGGACUGAUGCACGUCAAGGGACCAUCGACCAAGAUCCCGAUUUCAUGGCUUUCCUGGAAGAGCUUGCAAACCCAACACCACCAAAGGAAACAGUCGAAGGGGAAGAGGGUGAUGAUUUUGGAAAAUCAGAGAAUAAAGUCACGACAACACCACUUAUCGAAUACCUCAAGGAGAAAAAGGCAAAGAACGUGAAGGAUGGCACGUCUUCCAAAAACUCAAAGCAUGGGCAAGGAGACUCGAGAAGUGGAAAGGGCAAGAAUGCAUCCAAGGAGGACGAUUCUGGAAGGAAGAGAGGCAAAGAUACCAAACCCGACAAGGCAGACAGGGCGCCCAAGGAGACUGUCAAGAUUCUCACCAAAAAGGCAGCUUCCGAACAGAAUGCGGAUGGUUCGAAAGCCAACGCCAAAAGCCAGGCCAACGACGCCAACGCUCAGGAGGCAGCGCCCAAGAGCCGACGCGCGGGAAUUUUGGCUGCCGCAAGGAUCCUACAACGAGACCUUGGCCUUAGUCCUGGAAGUGCGCACAGGAAAGCACGCCAAGACGCUGCCAAAGCAGAUGCGGAUACGAAGACGACACCAGAAAAGGAAAACCAAGCCCUUACAGAUUCUAAAGCUAGCAAUCCUGAACCCCCAGCUUCGCCGAUCAAAUCCAACGAGACUGAGACGCCAGCUGCAAAGGGCAGAGGCGCCGCUGGGAACUCCAGCAAACAGCAGCAACCGAAUCGUAGAACGCGUGGCGGUAAGAACGCAGAUAAGAACAAGGAAAGGGAUAAUGAGAAGGACAACACCAGAGAGAAGGAUAAGAAUAAAGGAGGGCCUUCAGGACAAACCCAAGCUGCACCCAGUCCGCCGAUUGUUCUUCUCAAGAAGAAAGGCAACGAAGCCGAAUCUAGUCAGCCAGCGAAACCAGCAACCAGCACACCUCAGCCACCGGCCACACAGGGGGGUAGAUCGAAGACCGAAAAUUCAGCCGGUAGCUUCAAAGGUGCUUCUAACAAGGGAGCCAGCGCCCAGAAGAAACCCCCUACUGUUUCUCCUGAUGCUACCCGUGGCUUUGUCAAGCACGCCAAUCCUUCUCAGGGAGUUACCGAGGCACUACUCAAGCAGACACUUUCAACAUUCGGAACCAUCACAUUCGUUGAGAUUGACAAGCGCAAAGGGUUCGCCUAUGUUGACUUUGCCGAGCACGACGGUCUCGUAAAGGCCGUUACGGCAAGCCCCAUUAUCGUUGCACAAGGCACUGUUCAGGUUCUGGAACGUAAGGAUAAAAAGCCUACCAAUGCGAACUCGCCUGCGCCUGCGACCACGCCAGCUGCUGCAUCUCCUGCACCAGAGAAGACAUCUGGCAGAGGUAGACGUGGCCGAGGUGGAGGCAGCAAGGUAAAGGACUCCGGCGGUAAUAACCAGGGCGCUACUGCUGCCACCGCCACCAACUCCAACCCAACAAACGGCGGCUGA